Molecule: messenger RNA, 3567 nt
Organism: Serpula lacrymans var. lacrymans S7.9
Lineage: Eukaryota; Fungi; Basidiomycota; Agaricomycetes; Boletales; Serpulaceae
Exons: 23
Coding region: 1-3567 (1188 amino acids)
Biological process (GO): transmembrane transport
Cellular component (GO): membrane
Molecular function (GO): transmembrane transporter activity
Source: RefSeq, a predicted model, not a curated record
AUGGGCAGCACUUCUCACUUUACAAACAACGUUCUUAUAAAUGACUCUACGCUUUAUCCUCACGAUAUUCCGAAGAGCGCUAUGCACGACGCGUUGUCUUACGACUCUGAGCCGCCCAGUGAUCCCAAUGUAGGAGCGACUGUUCCACACCCAUUUGAUAAUUUUGCGCUAUCGCAAACACCCACCCUUAAUAUCUCUACCGAUUUUUCCGAAAAAAUAGAAUUCUCGCCGACAUCAACUGUUCCUUCGGCGACUUUUUAUUCUAGUUCCCCCCUAGACCUUUCUACGGCCUGUGCGACUAGGGAAGAUAUGCCAAUUAGCACAGAACUGGAACCGGAAAAUUUUUCGACACAUCCUCAGUGGGAGAACAUGGCGCUUCGUCUUGCCUGCGCCAACUACGUCUAUUUUGUAUGUGGGUGGGGGGAUGGACUCACUGGAACCGUUCUUCCAUAUUUUGAAGCCGAGUUUCAUUUGAGUUAUAUGACCUCAUCCCUUCUAUUUGCUGGAAGCACAACAGGAUUCGCGAUUGGCACACUCCUCGUUGAGCGAAUUGUGAAGUGUCUAGCUCGUUUCGAUAUAUCUUCCGGACCUAAGGCAUAUAUACCCACCUUCCUUUCCUUCUCCUCUCUCCCCUCACCUGGGCCCAAAAAUACCCCCGUUGUGGUUUACUCAAACUCCAAAUCUAGAUUCAUUGCUCUGUUUCUCUCUAGCGUACUCCAUGCCUGUUUUUUCGUCAUCAUGGGGACUGCGCGCAACUUCCCAACCUUGUUCAUUGCAUACGUAGUCGCAGCAUUUGCUCGCGCUUUUCUGACCGCUUCCUUAAACGCGUAUGUUUCAUUGACGCCGAAGAAAACCACAGGAAUUAUAUUUGGUUGUUGGAGUGUUGGCUCUUUCGCAAGCCCUCUUGUUUGCCAGACUAUCAUAGCGAAAGGCGUCCCAUGGCAAAAUUUUUACCUCGGUUCUCUCGUCUUGUCUGCGAUCAACACGUCAUUUAUAGCUUACUCUUUUCGUCCUACGCACAAUGAGUACCUAGCCGAGCGUAAGGCAGCGCUGGAGUCACAGAAGCCUGCGAGCGCUACUCCAGUUAAUCAGUGCCAGCUAUCGUCCGCUACCUGCCCCGCCGCCACAGUCCCCGUGCAAAGUGGACACACCCUUAAACGUGCUCUUUGCAUGCCAUAUCAAUGGGCGUUCUCAUUCAUGUCUUGGAUGUAUAAUGGCAGUGAAACCACAAUGCAAGGAUUCAUUGUCACAUACCUGUCGGUCACUCGUAAUGCCAACCCAAACACGGUUGGUUAUGUGAGUAGUGGCUUCUGGGGUGGGAUGGCUAUCAGCCGACUCACAUGGGGAUACAUUACUCCAAUCACGACAUACACACAACGCAAAUAUAUCAUUCAUGGGUGCAUAGCACUCGCUCUUUGCAUGCACCUUUUAAUCUGGUUUAUCCACUCGGACAUAGCAAACUCUCUCUCAGCAGCCGUCGUAGGUCUCUGCUACGGCCCCAUCUUCCCCAGCACACUCGACCUGGCGAAUGGAGUGUUGCCAGAGGACGUGCACAUGGUAUCCAUGGCCAUCAUUUCAUCUUUUGCCAGCUUCGGAAGUUCCCUCUUUCCAUUUAUCACCGGGCUCCUUUCAAAUAUAUUCGGCGUACAGGUUCUGACAUAUGUCACUGUUGCGCAGACAGCGACAAUGUUCUUGCUACGUGUGCGUACACGUAUCUUCAUGAGUAAAAAUAUCUCAGAAUUUUUGCACUGUGGUAAUUAUAAGCUUAAGCUUAAGGCCUUCAGAAGAGUCGAGGACUUUCGAGCUCUCCAAUGUACAGUUGAUCCCAAGACACCCCCCACAAAGUCAUUGUCAAUUUUGCCAGGCACAGAUCCCGUCGCCCGCUAUACUACGCAGAGUGAUUACCGUACGGGAGACCUUAACUUGUCUCGCACCGCUGUUCUCCGUGACUUGAAGAAGGUCCUCAAGCUUCCAUUCAAUCGUCUCAAAGCAAGCGUUCCUCAAGAAGAAGUCGCUCGAGUACGUGCAAAUUUGGAGGGAGGCGGAAUUAUCACUCGAAAUGGAGUUGUUAUCGAUGGAGUAGCAGCUAAACAAUGGAAGGGCUUCGACAUUGAACCCGCCAAGUCUAAAGAGCUCGAAGAAGUCGUAUUUCGUCCUCUAGGUGAUAUCAUCAAUGGGAUCUUGAGGGAAACUUCGAAUCAUGUAGUACGCAUUCACAACAACGGAUAUAUCACGCCAAACUCAAAUCGAAAAAAUACCUCCCGUCCCGAUGGGUACCUUAGGUUAACCAAAACAAAAAUAGCCAAGCUGCCCGUGGAGGACAAGGUCCACUGGUUUGACAUUGCUGUACCCGCCGAGUUCAAGAAGAGAUUAGAUCCAGGGGACAUCAGGGAUAACGAACAGAAGUUAAUUUGGAGCCUCCAUAACAUAAUGCGAGAGGACCCGUGUCGUCGUUUUGCAUAUGGCAUCACGAUUGAGAACACGAACCUGAGACUGUGGUUGAGCAAUCGUGCUUUCCUUGCGGUUACUGAGCCUAUCAACUUCCUCAGUGACUUCGACAACGUCAUCUCCCUCUUUUACUUAUUUGGAUCCAUCACUGACGUGGGUCUCGGAUGGGAUCCCACUAUUGAGCGCAUCUCGAUCCAGGAUGAAACCCAUUACAGGUUCUCUCUUCAUCACAAGGAUCGGCUUAUGACGUUUACCACGAUACGGCCAAUAGCGACUUAUGGCGCUGACUCUAUGGUUGGCCGUGGAACUCGCGUAUAUGAGGCACGCGAUGACGAUACUGGAAAGACGGGCGCCAUAUUAGAGCAGAUUCUGCUGGCUAUUCGGGAAAAGUUUGGACGUGAAGCAGCAGAAGCGGAGAAACAUUUCUUGAAAGUUCUGGCCUACGAAGAUGUUUUAAUUGGUGAUAUCUGUGAUUUAACCUUCGACCCCACGGAGGGUGGGGCCAGCUGCACUUUUCAGUGGUUGACCAUUGAUAGCAGCAUGGCCCUCUCCUCACAGCGGCAUUCGCCCAGCGACGGACAUAUACCAGAUAGCGCCAGGCCCAUAUUACGUGUCCCUGCGCUAAAUGAUGAUAGUUUCAUGCCGCGCAGAAUUCACUCUCUCACCGUCUUUGAGGAUGUGGGUGUUGCCCUUAAGGAUACGACCAGCCUAGCAAAUAUCAUCUGUUGUUUAAAGGACGCGCUUAAAGAAUCAGCCCUAUAUUACAUGCAUAAAGUGGGCUGGGUGCAUCGUGAUGUCAGCGUUGGAAAUGUAUUAUGGAUCAUCGAUCAGGGCACUGACAAACUUGCCGAUUUCGAAUAUGCAAAAUGUAUUCAUUCUAAUAAGUCUCAUGAUGUGCGAACGGGCACUCCCCAUUUCAUGGUGGUGGAAGUAGACGCUAAGGGAUACCUGUUUUCAACGGACGAGGGCGAAGAACCUCCUUUUCAGAUGAAUGGGUUGCAUGACAUGGAAUCUAUCUUCUCCAAGUUGCCUAUAAUCACCUUGUAUUCUGGUCAGAUAGACCUAGGCAAGCAGGACUGCACACAGACAGUAUUCCAAGAUAUUCCCAUUAGAAUGUAG